Messenger RNA from Blepharisma stoltei, 549 nucleotides. NCBI's taxonomy places the organism in Eukaryota, Ciliophora, Heterotrichea, Heterotrichida, Blepharismidae. The record is from the annotation of a GenBank genome assembly.
AUGGCAGAAGGCUGGGAAAAAGUCCAUAGCAUUUUAUCUUGGAAAGAGCCAAAAUUAUCAGGGCUAGUCUUUGGCUGUUUGAAUCUAGUUUUUUAUCUCAUUGUGUUUGGUGAUUGCUCACUGAUCGAGAUUUUGAGCUACAUCUGCUUAUCAAACUUAGUUGUAGUUUUUAUCUAUCAGACAAUAAACCCUUCAACCUUUCCCGAUGAUGAGUAUGAGUUUGUUUCCCGAGAAGUACUAGAAGAUUUAAUAGCCUUUGGAAAUGACUUAUUCCACAAAACUUUUGGCAAAAUCUACAGUCUGAAGAGCACCGAAAAUGUCAUUCAAGUCUUGCUGGCUCUUUUCAUCGCAACUUUUGUGUCUGGCUUAUUUUCUACAGCAGGAUUUUUAUGGUUAGCAACAAUAUUGGCAUUUGUUGUACCUAUUGCAUAUAGCUCACAAAAAGAACAAGUUGAUAGCCAGAUUCAAUUCGUGAAGGGCAAUUGGGAUGGGGUCAAAAACCAAGUGAAAGCAAUGAUACCUAAGGCAAGAUCGUGCCAGAGAGAUUAA